This is a messenger RNA of Girardinichthys multiradiatus, 2719 nucleotides long. RefSeq names its product NADH-ubiquinone oxidoreductase 75 kDa subunit, mitochondrial-like. Gene Ontology annotation, biological process: ATP synthesis coupled electron transport. Lineage: Eukaryota; Metazoa; Chordata; Actinopteri; Cyprinodontiformes; Goodeidae. The record is from RefSeq and is a predicted model, not a curated record. Gene Ontology annotation, cellular component: membrane. Bases 60 to 2345 code for a protein of 761 amino acids. The transcript has 19 exons. Gene Ontology annotation, molecular function: NADH dehydrogenase (ubiquinone) activity; iron-sulfur cluster binding.
UUAAUCCGUGACGCAGCACAGUUAGAAGACAGUCCGCAAUCUGCGAGCCAACCGGCCCAAUGAGAACACUGGCGAGGCUAGAUUUGCGGCCUGAUGAUAAGAUGUCGUUUUUCCGUGUCUCUUCCAGGAUGAUGUGGUUGCCUGUUGUGAAUCGCAGUCUCUUUCCAGCAGCUAUCACUAAGGGAGGCGCGGCUGCUGCAGCUCACAAUGCGCGCACUGCUUCUACAGCAGCAGCCGCUGCUGCUAGCAACCUCCAGGAGGUGUUUGUGGAUGGGAAGCCUGUCAUGGUGGAGCCAGGAACCACUGUGUUGCAGGCGUGUGAGAAGGCAGGGAUGCAGAUUCCCCGCUUCUGCUACCAUGAGCGCUUGUCAGUUGCUGGAAACUGUCGGAUGUGUCUUGUGGAGAUAGAGAAAGUCCCCAAGCCUGUGGCAGCCUGUGCUAUGCCUGUCAUGAAAGGGUGGAACAUCUUAACCAACUCUGACAAAACAAGGAAGGCCAGAGAGGGUGUGAUGGAGUUCCUACUGGCUAACCACCCUCUGGAUUGUCCUAUUUGUGAUCAAGGAGGUGAAUGUGAUCUCCAGGACCAAUCCAUGCAGUUUGGCAGUGACCGAAGCCGCUUCACAGAGGGCAAAAGAGCAGUGGAAGAUAAAAACAUUGGUCCCCUUAUAAAAACCAUCAUGACUCGCUGCAUCCAGUGCACUCGCUGUGUACGCUUUGCCAGUGAGAUCGCAGGUGUGGAGGAUCUUGGCACCACUGGUAGAGGCAAUGACCUCCAGAUUGGGACUUACGUGGAGAAGAUGUUCAUGUCGGAGUUAUCUGGGAACAUUAUUGAUAUAUGUCCAGUGGGAGCCCUGACGUCUAAACCUUAUGCUUUCACUGCUCGCCCUUGGGAAAUCAGGAAGACUGAAUCCAUUGACAUUCUGGAUGCUGUGGGGAGUAACAUAGUGGUGAGCACCCGUGGCGGGGAAGUGAUGAGAAUUUUACCCCGACUUCAUGAGGAUAUAAAUGAGGAAUGGAUCUCUGAUAAAACCAGGUUUGCUUAUGACGGACUGAAGAGACAGAGGCUGACUCAGCCACUGGUGAAAAACGAGUCUGGGGACUUGGUUCCGACAUCGUGGGAAGACGUGCUGACCCGAGUGGCUGGAGUGUUGCAAAGCGUCAAAGGAAGCAACAUUGCGGCGGUUGUCGGAGGUUUGGUGGACGCUGAGUCUCUUGUUUCCCUGAAAGACUUACUGAACCGUUUGAAUAGCGAUAACCUCUGCACUGAGGAAAUGUUUCCCAUGGCUGGAUCUGGAUCUGAUCUGCGUUCAAACUAUCUUCUUAAUACUAGCAUUGCUGGCAUUGAAGGAGCUGAUGUGCUCCUGCUGGUGGGCACGCACCCUCGCUAUGAGGCUCCUCUCUUCAAUGCACGCAUCAGAAAAAGCUGGCUGCACAAUGACCUACAGGUAGCUCUAGUAGGCAAGAAAGUGGACCUAAGUUACACAUACGAUCAUCUUGGGGAGUCUGCCAAGAUCCUGAAAGACAUUGCUUCAGAAAGUCACCCGUUCUCUCAGGUUUUGGCUCAAGCGAAGCGCCCUGUUGUUGUAGUUGGCAGCAGCUGCCUGCAGAGAGAGGAGGGGGCAGCCAUAAUGGCUGCUGUGUCAACUAUUGCUCAGAAUGCUCGUGUCAGCAGUGGCCUGCAGGAAACCUGGAAGAUUCUCAAUGUGCUUCAUAGGGUUGCCGGUCAAGUGGCAGCACUUGAUCUUGGGUACAAGCCAGGUGUUGAGACAAUCCUGAAGAAUCCACCUAAAAUUUUGUUCUUACUCGGGGCUGAUGCUGGCUGUAUCACUCGCCAAGACCUUGCGAAGGACAGCCUGAUAAUUUAUCAAGGCCACCAUGGUGAUGUGGGUGCCCCAUUAGCUGAUAUCAUACUCCCUGGAGCUGCAUAUACAGAAAAAUCUGCCACUUAUGUGAACACUGAGGGCCGUGCCCAGCAGACCAAAGUUGCUGUGACUCCUCCCGGCAUGGCCAGGGAGGACUGGAGGAUCAUCAGAGCCAUAUCUGAGCUCGCUGGAGUGACUCUGCCUUAUGACAGUCUUGAUGAAGUACGUCACAGACUGGCCGAGGUUUCCCCUAAUCUGGUUCGAUACGAUAAAAUUGAGGAGGCCAACUAUUUUAAGCAGGCUAAUGAACUGUCCAAGGCAGUGAACCAGGCUGUCCUUGCUGAACCUUUAGUUCCUCCACAGCUAACUGUGAAGGACUUUUACAUGACAGAUCCCAUAAGCAGAGCCUCCCAGACCAUGGCAAAAUGUGUGAAAGCUGUCACAGAAGGAGCACAAGCCGUUGAGGAACCAGCCAUUUGCUAAAGCACAACAAAUAGCCGUCACAUGAUACGCACAACUUCUACAUUUGCACUUUCCUAGAUGCAUAUUUCUUUUUGCACAUCACAGUAGAUAUGUAUUUGGAUGUCCUUGUUUAAACUUUUGUGUGGAGAAUGUAUAUUAUUAUCCUGAGAUGCACUUUAAAGAACUACUAUUCUCGUUUUAAGUAAUGUGAACAAAAACAAUUAAAUCGUAAUCCUCAGCUGGUACAUUUUAUUUCCCUGUAAAGUAAUUAAUAUAAAUGUUAGAAUAUAUUUUCUAUAAGGUAAACAGGGUAUAUUAAGUGUUCAUUUUUGUAAGACUGUUCUAAAUGAACAACCUGAAUUUUGUAGCAAGUCGAAUAAAUGUUUUCAAACCUA